ACCAGACUCCUGUCACACACCUCACACACAGAAAGGCCGCACAUAAGUGCAGAAAUGAGGACCAGUGUCUUCGCAUCCUGCUUGUUGUCCACAGUUCUGCUGGCAGUGUCUAUCCCAUCUGCUGCAGGACACAGACUUCACUUGGGCAGCUGUGCCAUCAACAUUCAGGUCCAUGAGCUGAGAGAAUACUUCAACGAGAUCCGACAAACUAUUGUCAGGGAAGAUGACCACAUGGGUGUCAGGCUACUGAUGGAGCAGACAAUGAAUGUGCAGCCCGCCGAGAGCUGCUGUUUCCUGCGCCAUCUGCUGCGGUUCUACGUGGAGAACGUGUUCAGCCACUACAGCGCCAGCAGCGCUCAGGUGCGCCGGAGGACCAGCAGCCUGGCCAACUCCUUCCUGAGCAUCAAGAGAGACCUGCGCCAGUGUCACACUCACAAGCACUGCCAGUGUGAGGAGGAGACCCAGCUGAAAAUUAAAACCAUCCAGACUGCCUUUGACAAGAUGAAUAUCAAGGUUGCAUCAGUGAAGGCCAUCGGAGAGCUGGACUUCCUGCUGGACUGGCUGGAGAAGUUUCACCACAAUUGAGAGGAUUGGGCAUCUGAGCCACAGCUCGGACCUCCGCCAAUGACAACAUGUACCUAGGGGCUAAAAUAAAUCACAGAUUAACAUAGAUUUAAAGAGACCUCUAACACUGUGAUCUAUAGUGGAUCCAGUAGGAAUGUACAGUAUUACAUAUAUUAUGUGUUUAUUAGUACCAGCAUAUGCACAGUUUGUCCAUGACAGUGGUUUGAAUAUGAACAUUCAGGUUGAUUUUUUGCAGUUAUUCCAGGAAGAAUUUUGGAACCUGCAAUGCCAAAGUUAGUUUGAGCCCCCAGUAUUUAAUUUAGACAUAUAUCUGUGAGAACCUGAUAUAAUGUCAGUAAACUGUAGAUGUCUGUAACCCAC
Messenger RNA from Lepisosteus oculatus (spotted gar), 945 nucleotides. RefSeq names its product interleukin 19 like (gene il20). Lineage: Eukaryota; Metazoa; Chordata; Actinopteri; Semionotiformes; Lepisosteidae. The record is from RefSeq and is a predicted model, not a curated record.